CGAGACAGGCGGUGUCCCUGUGAUAGUGGAUGAGGGCCGUGGGGGGCGAUACGGCAGAUAAGGCGCACUGACCGCGAAAAGGUGCGCGGGGUGGCGUCAGUCAGUAGGAGCCCGCCUGUGCACGCCAGCACGCACCCGCACGCGCCCAGCAGCCGACAAACACACUGCCGGCCGACAUGACUCUCUGUGGGCGCUUGGCCCGCGCGGGCCUGUGGCUCGCGCUCCUGGCCGUCGCUCUGGAGGCCGUGACCGCGACCGAGUACUCGCCGCCUCUGCUCAACCACAGCUACGUGGCGCGCGCCGCGUACGACGACCACGCCAUGCAGACGCUCUACAACAUCGCGCGCAAGGUCCUCAGGGGAGUGCAGAGGCCCGCCCCUUUCCCCCCAGGCCUGUUCGUCGUUGAGGGCGACCGGAUCGAGACGAAGCUCGACGGCACGGCGGACGUGAUCUCGUACUACGGCGGGGUUGUGGCUAUAGUCGUGGUGGGGCUCAUCGUGGCCGUGGCGGUACCCUGCGGCGGCUUCCUCUGGUGCCUCUGCGGGGGCGGCUGCAAGUGCAGCUCGGGCAAGGUCCACAAGAGGGGCGGUCGUCCCCAGCAGAGCGACGCAGAGCUGGACCACGCGGAGCACCGGGAGCCCGGCCCCUGCUUCGUGCCGGCCGCGCUCGGGGUCACGGCAUGCGUGAUCGCAGCGGGAGCCUGUCUGACCCUUGCAACCAACGCGUACAUGGACAAAGGGAUCAUUGCCUUCCCAAACCAUAUAUCAACAGGGAUCGAUGACGUCACGCUUUUCGCCGACAAUUCUAUUGUGGAAGUCAAUACCUUCUUUGAAAACAAUUACGAUGAGCUGUCGGACGCAUUAAACUUAGUUCUAUCUAGUGGCAACAAGUCUAUUUCUAGCAUAGUAAACAAUAUCUACAAAGCAUUGCCUGUAGAGACUCUGAAUACAAUUUCAAAUGGAUUGGUUGAUAUUUCAAAGGACUUGACAGAUAUAAGCAAAAACGGCGGGGAAGUUGUAAAACAGUCACAAGAUAUUGCAAAGGUGGUGAAAGAAGUUAAAGAUAGCAUUUCUACAAAAUGUCCUGGCUCCGCCUGUCAGACCAUUAUUGAUGCUCUCGACACCCAGACGUUCCCUGCGCUACCCGAUUUGUCGACGAGUAUUAGCUCCCUGAACCCCUUUGUCGACGCUUCGUUUAAAUCGUCCCUAGAAGCAGGCGUGAAACAGGUCGACGAGAUGGCUGACAAAGCCAAUCAAUACGUCGAUGAAACUAUCAAGUCAAUUAAUUCAGAAAUAGUAAAAACGCGCCAAGAACUACAAAAGACGUCAAAGGAACUGAUCGAGCAGGUCCAAAGCGUUAAAGACUCUAUUAAUGAUAUUAAUGACAAAGUGGAUAGCAUUUCUGACGAUUUUGAGAAGUAUGACGGUUACAAAAAUGGUGGACUCAUCGUUGUGGGAUUGGUUUAUAUGUUAAUUGCAGUAGCAAUCAUGUUUGGACUGGUGAGCGGCUGCUGUUCAAAGCACAAUUCAUACGCAAUCCUAAAAUUGCCCACCUGGUUCAUAUUUUUGACAACAUUUGUGCUGAUGAUCUUCACGACAGCCGCGUUUUUGGUAGGUCUGGUCGGCGACCGUGUCUGUGAAGCUGUGCGCGAACCAGAAAACAACGAGAUCAUAAAUCUCUUUGAUACUUUGAUUACAAAGACGCAGUCCGACAAGCAUGUUACUGGUAACAUAACAUACUAUAUUAGAGCUUGCCAAAAAAAUGAGACGAUAUACAACGUUUUAAAUUUGGAUUCAACGGUCAAAAUCGACGAAAUUCACGAUUUAGUUAAUAAAUUUAAGUUUGACGAUUUUUUGACAAAAAUAGAGAAAGCCCAAGAUAAAAUUAAAAAUGCCAAUCUGAUACCCGAGGAUAUUAAACAAGAACUGGACCAACUAGAAAACUCCGAUUUGGCAAAUCUAAAUCUUGACGACAUAAAAAAUAAGGUCCAAACUGGAAAUGGUAUUGUAGGAAAGCUAAAUCCAACGGAGUGGGCAUCCGAAUUGGAACAGAUCGGUCAGCAGGCGAAGGUGGACUUCACAACUGAAACGGAAAAGCUACGAGGGCAAGAAUCCAACGUCAAAUUACUUCAAUCAACCGUAGCUGAAUUGACAAGAGUAGUUGAAAAGCUCGAAAAGGACUCUCGUUUAGGAGCCGACAACUUUUUGGUGGCUUUGAAGUCACUGGUAUCUCAAAUACAGGACGCUGAAAAAUCAGUUAAGGCAGUAGACUUUGUCCCGGUAGCCGACCAAACUGCGACAAAGUUCAAGGGAGAAGUGGACCAGUACCUUACGUAUGUGAUAUCACGCGUCAAGAACGACGCCCUCCGGUGCGGCCCUCUCAGCCGUGUCUUCGACAGUCUAGUUGUGGCGUCCUGCGACGAAGUACUCGGCCCUUGGAACGGAUUUUGGGCGGCUUCUGGGACGUGCCUUCUGUUCUUCAUCCCGGCUGCUAUUUUGGCGAUCAAUUUAUCUUCACGACGUGACUAAAAUAAAGUGUGGGUGGUCACUGCGA
Messenger RNA from Frankliniella occidentalis (western flower thrips), 2553 nucleotides. RefSeq names its product prominin-1-A. The transcript has 16 exons. The coding region runs from base 177 to 2528 and encodes 783 amino acids. The record is from RefSeq and is a predicted model, not a curated record. Gene Ontology annotation, cellular component: membrane. NCBI's taxonomy places the organism in Eukaryota, Metazoa, Arthropoda, Insecta, Thysanoptera, Thripidae.